ACUUCAAUUCAGAAUAAAUAAAACCAUUUAUAAUGUGUAUCUAAUUUUCAAUUCUUUUAUCAUGUAUCUUUCUUUUCCAACAAUCUUUCUCUUCUUUCUGUAUCCAGUGGUAGCAGUAAUUCCUCAAGGCGUCACAAUUAAGGAACCAAAAUGCUGGUACGUGGCAAACCCAGGACCCUGUGAUGAUUUUGUAAAAGUCUGGGGCUACGAUUAUAUGACCAAUCGUUGCAUUUUCUUCUACUAUGGCGGCUGUGGUGGAAAUCCAAAUCGAUUUUACACGAAAGAGGAGUGCUUGAACACCUGCCGGGUGUACAGACCUGCAAAUCGGAAGAAAAGGGAAGGGGACUUUGACGAGGAAGAGGAGGAGGAGGAGUUUGAGGAGGAUAUUGACAACUGGGACAAAUGGGACGAUUGGGACAAGUCGGAGCUAUGAGUAUACCAAUAGAAAGGGUAUUCAGAAGUCGCCAUGGCCAGCACCCAUUGGCUGCAAGUUAACUUUUGAUUCGUUGUGCAAACGCAUAAUUUCAGUUUGAAAGAAAGAAGUUCCCGUCG
Drosophila erecta is the source of this 552-nucleotide messenger RNA. RefSeq names its product kunitz-type serine protease inhibitor conotoxin Cal9.1a. NCBI's taxonomy places the organism in Eukaryota, Metazoa, Arthropoda, Insecta, Diptera, Drosophilidae. Gene Ontology annotation, molecular function: serine-type endopeptidase inhibitor activity. The transcript has 2 exons. The coding region runs from base 62 to 433 and encodes 123 amino acids. The record is from RefSeq and is a predicted model, not a curated record.